AAACCUUUUUUUUUCAUCUGUUUUUAAGUUCUCAUUUGCCUCUCAGGACUUCCGCAGUAGUUUGUAAGACGACUAAAUGACUGUAGCUCAGACUUGUACUGACCUCAUGAAUAUUCAUAAUGUAAAGAGGAAGGAAUCGUCUUCUUUUAACAGCUUGACUUCUGUCCUCUGCACAGAGGAACAUCACCUUCCUCUCUUGUAAGACGAGACUUGGUUCUUUGAUAAGAUUGAUAUUUCUUGCAUAUAUUUAUCAGCUGAUUGUUUGAUUGUCUCUGGAGUCACACAGAGAGAUGAGAGGAGCAGCUAUGAGUUUAACAGCAGCAUCAAGUGGAUUUGUCGUCCUCCUCCUCACUGUACCAGUGAUACAGGGUCAGAGUGACUGGGGAGUGUUUUACCCUCACACUCACAUCUGUGCCUCUAAAGGAUCAACAGUGGAAAUACACUGCAGCUACAGAUCCCCAUCCAGAAUAGGUGCUUUUGAUACCACAGUUGAGAAAACUCCCUGGUUUACUGAAUUUAGUGACGAUGAACCGGAGUAUCCAGGUCGUGUGCAGUAUGAUUGUCAUACAGGGAACGACUGCACUCUGACAAUCAGAGACCUGAGAGAGAGCGACUCAGCUGAGUACAAGUUCAAAUUCACAACAAACCAACCAGGUGGGAAAUAUACAGGUGAACCUGGAGUCACUUUGUCUGUCACAGACCUCCAGGUGCUGGUGGAAAGAUCAUCAACCCAGACAGAGCUGAAGUGUCACAGCAGCUGUAAAGCAGCUGAUCGUCCUUCAUAUGUCUGGUACAAGAACGGACUGAAAAUGAGGGAGGAAACAUUUUCCCUUAGAGUCUCUGUUAAUGAUGACAACAGCUAUUCCUGUGCUCUUAAAGGACAUGAGGAUCACCGCUCCCCUCCAGUGUAUGCUCCAAAGCUUCUCUCUGUGUCAGUGAGUCCCUCUGGUGAGAUAGUGGAGGGCAGUUCAGUGAAUCUGACCUGUAGCAGUGAUGCUAACCCAGCAGCUAAAUACACCUGGUACAAGGAGAAUGACCGUAAACUUCCCAGUCAACAACCACAGCUCUUCUUCUUCAGCUCCAUCCAGCCCUCUGAGUCUGGAGAGUAUUACUGUACAGCUGAGAAUGAGAUGGGGAGGAGGAGAUCAGCACACAUCUUUAUUGAUGUAAAAUAUGCUCCAAAGCUUCUCUCUGUGUCAGUGAGUCCCUCUGGUGAGAUAGUGGAGGGCAGUUCAGUGAAUCUGACCUGUAGCAGUGAUGCUAACCCAGCAGCUAAUUACACCUGGUACAAGGAGAAUGAAGACUCACCAAAAGCUUCAGGACAGAUCUUCACCAUCACUGACCUCAGACCUGAACACAGUGGGAAUUAUUACUGUGAAGCCCAGAACACCAGAGGACGUCGUAACUCCACCUUAAAUCUGACUGUUGUAGCAGGUAAAUCAGUAUUAAUGAUUAAUAUCAUCAGGUUGACUCUGGUGGUCCUGAUGCUGAUUCCACUGGUCGUCUUGAGUCUGUGGACGAGGAAGAAGAAAACUCUGAGUUUAAACUCUGAACCAAAUGAAGCUGUAAAGAUGAUGGAGGUAGACUCUUGUCCUGGUUAUGAGAACAGCACCACUGCAGCACAGACACAAGAACCAGAGGAGCAGGAAGACCUGGUGUGAAGUUACAGUCAGAUGAUGUUGAAGCAAAGGUGGGACUCACCUGGUGGAAACAGGAAGUAAAACAACAUUGGUUCCAGCUUUAAAGAUUUUUCUGUUCAUUUUCAUCUUAUUAUUUUAUUUAGCAGCUAUGAAGACAGACAAAGUUUGAAUCUGGUCCUUCACAUUUCUUCUUUAUACCUUUAAAUUGUAGCUCAUUAUUUUGUUGCUUCACCUUUUGGAGGGAAUUUUUUUCUUCUCAUCUAGUUGUAGUUUCCAAAUGCUGCCAGUAGAUGUAAGUAAAGAGUUAUAUUUUAUUGAUAAUACACCAGUUCCACUGUCAGUUCCUCUUCUGUCUGUGUAUACAAUAUCUCCAUCAGGUUCUUUUUCUUCCCUGAGUUUUCUUUAACCAGUUUUUAUUAUCACAGCUGCUUUAUUGUGAGUUAUGAAUCUAUUUUCAUUCUCAUUUUUGAAUUGUUUCUAUUGCCUUACCUGCUCAUUACAAUAAUCUGUUGUUCUUGUAUGGUGUCCUCUACAUACAUUUUAAUCUAUUGAUAUGAAAAUGAUUUAUUUUAUCAUUAUAUAUUUUUUCUUUUUCUAUAUUUUAAUGUCAUUUACAACAUUAAUCGUCAUUGAAUGUACUAUUUUAUUCCAUUUUAAAUCUUUCUUUGAUGUGUCUUUCUUUAAUGUUAACUUUUCUUGCAUCUGUCUUUGUGUUUUGAAGGAGACUGUUUUGCAUCUUUUUGAGAUGAGAGAGAAAACUCUCUCCAACACAGAGGAAGAAAUAAAAAAAUGUCUUUU
Messenger RNA from Seriola aureovittata, 2438 nucleotides. Its product is annotated as B-cell receptor CD22-like. NCBI's taxonomy places the organism in Eukaryota, Metazoa, Chordata, Actinopteri, Carangiformes, Carangidae. Bases 291 to 1661 code for a protein of 456 amino acids. The transcript is spliced from 9 exons. The record is from RefSeq and is a predicted model, not a curated record.